Molecule: messenger RNA, 943 nt
Organism: Fundulus heteroclitus (mummichog)
Lineage: Eukaryota; Metazoa; Chordata; Actinopteri; Cyprinodontiformes; Fundulidae
Gene: cldn10d
Product: claudin-10
Exons: 5
Coding region: 30-800 (256 amino acids)
Biological process (GO): bicellular tight junction assembly; cell adhesion
Cellular component (GO): bicellular tight junction; plasma membrane
Molecular function (GO): structural molecule activity
Source: RefSeq, a predicted model, not a curated record
UUCAGUGAGUUGAGGACCAGGCACUGACCAUGGAGUACCGGACGGUGAUCAUGUACGUGGAGAUCGGCUGCUUUGUGUCCUGCCUGUGCGGCUGGAUCCUGGUGUGCUCCACCCUUCCCACAGAGUACUGGACGUUCUCCGAGGUGGGCAGCAUCGUCCUGACCACCUCCAACUACUACUCCAACCUGUGGAGAGACUGCAUCUCAGACACCACGGGGGUGUCCGACUGCAAGGACUACCCCUCCAUGCUGGCCCUCCCUGUGUACCUGCAUGCCCUCAGAGCACUUGCGGUCUGCUCGGUAAUCACCGGCUUCUUCGGAGGAGUCCUCACGCUCAUCGGGAUGAAAUGCACCAAAAUUGGUGGGACGGAGAUUACCAACGCACGGGUGACGUUUUCUGCUGGUAUAACCUACUUGGUUUCAGGAUUUUGUGGCAUGAUCACAUACUCGUGGUGGGCUAACAGAGUCAUAACGGAAUUUGUGGAUCCGAACUUCAAGGCCCAAAAGUUCGAACUGGGCGCGGCUGUUUUCAUUGGCUGGGGAGGCUCCAUCCUUCUCAUUAGUGGGGCAACAGUUCUCACUUACUUCUCUGGGAAAGAAGGCGUACUACCUAGGUCAUCGAAAGGGCCAAGAAGGCCGGCUUCUUACGCCACUGUCCGCACCAGGCGGACGUACAUGCAGCCGCCGUCGUCGUCCAGGGUGACUCUAGUGCCGCCGCUGUAUUAUUCGGACAGGAGGAGUCAAACUACCAGAGGGACAACGAGGACCGCUCCCAUCCAGAGUCGGGACACCAUUGUAUGAGCUUAAAAAAACGUUAAACCCAGGAGUUACCGAGCGGUUUCUGGGGAACGUUGGCUGUCUGUUUGUACUCAGAAGUCAAGUUUUUAGAGUCCAGUAUCCAAUAGAAAUACAGCAUUGAUAAACUGCCCUUUCAGCAGAAGAAG